AUGACGGCAAUGAGAAUUGAGGAAAUCAGUCACGAUACUAAGAAAUUCCGGUUUGGGCUACCUUCACCAGAUCAUAUAUUAGGAUUACCUGUAGGCCAACACGUUUACCUUUCUGCAAAAAUCAAUGGUAAUCUGGUGAUUCGAGCCUAUACCCCAGUUUCCAGUGAUGAGACAAAAGGUUAUGUUGAUUUAAUUAUAAAGGUCUACCACAAAAAUGUGAAUCCCAAGUUUCCAGAAGGUGGGAAGAUGUCCCAGUACCUAGAUGACAUGAAGGUUGGAGAUAUUAUUGACUUCAGAGGGCCAAACGGGCUCCUUGUCUAUAAGGGGGCAGGUACCUUUCUUAUCAAGCCUCAUAAGAAGUCUGAAGCAGAGAAAAAGUUUGCAAAGCAUCUUGGGAUGAUAGCUGGAGGAACAGGAAUAACUCCUAUGUUGCAGCUGAUCCGUCAUAUCACAAAUGAUCCUAAGGACUCCACCAAAUGUUACCUUCUUUUUGCUAAUCAGACAGAAAAAGAUAUAUUACUGAGAGCUGAGCUAGAAGACAUUGCUAAGAGGCAUCCUGAUCAGUUCACGCUUUGGUAUACACUGGACAGACCUCCCCAAGAUUGGAAGUACAGUUCUGGCUUCGUCACUGCAGACAUGAUUAAAACCCACCUCCCUUCCCCCAGCAGUGAGACACUCAUUCUCAUGUGUGGGCCACCACCUAUGAUUCAAUUUGCGUGUCAGCCCAACCUGGACAAACUUGGCUAUCCCAAGAGCAGUACAUUUUCGUAUUAACACUGAUGUCAUCUGUUACCUUUUCAUUUUCUUGAUUCCUUUUGGACUCUUUCUGUUUUCUGGAGACAAUGGAGAUUGUGGACCUGAAUCCGUUCCCGAAGAAAGAGGUGAA
Messenger RNA from Aptenodytes forsteri (emperor penguin), 886 nucleotides. RefSeq names its product NADH-cytochrome b5 reductase 2. Gene Ontology annotation, cellular component: mitochondrion. Bases 1 to 774 code for a protein of 257 amino acids. The transcript has 9 exons. Gene Ontology annotation, molecular function: oxidoreductase activity; FAD binding. The record is from RefSeq and is a predicted model, not a curated record. NCBI's taxonomy places the organism in Eukaryota, Metazoa, Chordata, Aves, Sphenisciformes, Spheniscidae.